AUGGGCAUCGAUGAUUUCAAUGAAUUGAAGCUGAAGAUGGACGACUUCCAAUCGAAGAUCCAUCAAUUUUUAAUUAAGAAUAACCAAGAUCUAGCUACGAAGAGUGAAACGUACUGGAAUAGUGAAUCGGAAAAGAUAAAGAAGAUUGAGGCACUAAAGGAUAAACUACGACAACUGGAAGAACACCAAAUUUCCCUAGAAGAAGAAUUUGAAUCAUCACAACGUGAAGUAAGUGAAGUGAAUGCGCAAAGUAAAGCCUUUCUAACAAAACGAGAUAAACUUAUCGGUGAACGAGAGUUUUUACAUAAAGAACUUGAUAAACUAGAUAUCUUGCUAAAGGAACAGACUAAAGAUCUCGAGAGAGAGAAACAAUCGCGAUUGUUACAAAGCAGUAAAGAUACGAAUGAAGUAGCAUUAUUUGAGACACUACUUGGUCUUCAUAUAUCUGCAAAUGCUCAGGAUGCCAUUACGUUCCAUUUCACUUCAAGGACCGUUGACGUCAGUCCACAAUUGUCGAUUACUCUUGAUGUGUCUCAAGAUACUUAUAAAAUUACAGAUUCGAAUCCUAAAUUGCCUCAGAUUAUAAAGAAUGACUUACUAAACAAUUUAGCAGCUACCGAUGACCUUCGAAGCUUUCUCAAGGCUGCACGCUCACAUUUGAGUGCCUUAACUGAAGCAACUUAA
Messenger RNA from Kluyveromyces lactis, 684 nucleotides. It is a transcript of the gene SPC25, whose product is annotated as kinetochore-associated Ndc80 complex subunit SPC25. The record is from RefSeq and is a predicted model, not a curated record. Gene Ontology annotation, cellular component: Ndc80 complex. The transcript has 2 exons. Lineage: Eukaryota; Fungi; Ascomycota; Saccharomycetes; Saccharomycetales; Saccharomycetaceae. Gene Ontology annotation, biological process: chromosome segregation. The coding region runs from base 1 to 684 and encodes 227 amino acids.